UGAUGCACCUCAUUAUAUUCAAAUAACAAAAUCAUUUACAAUGUCCACGACAAGGCUCACAUUCGUUUCUCUUUUAACACUUCAAUCUAUCUUGACAGUAUUGGCCUUUGAUUGCCAAGGAGGAAAUCAAGUGACCCAAAAUCCCAUUGGAACAUGCGUCUGUGAAGGCCAGCUUUAUGUCACCAAUGAUUGCUCCGAAGGGUUCUAUUGCAUUGACACCCUGGGCAAUGGAUGUCACAAGGUCUGCAAUGGAACUGAAAUUUUGGUGGCUUCAUUUGAGCAUAAGCAUUGGAGUUGCGAAAGUCGUGAGGAUCCAGUUUCAUUGGAAAAGGCCUUGCGUAUUUGUCCCGGGGCCUUCAAUGUGUGUCCCUCAGAUAAUAUUGAUCCUCCUCCAAACCCUGACAAUAUCACGGAAAACCCCUUGGGAACUUGCCGUUGUAAUGGAGAGUUGUGGGUUAGCGAAGGAUGCUCUUAUGGGUUCUACUGCAACGACACCAUGGAUAUUGGCGGAGAGAUGAAGGCUUGCGGAGAGGGUGAGGUUCUCUUGGUAGAUUUGACCACAAGCGAUUGGUAUUGUAGUAAUGAAACGGAUAAAUGCCCGGGUGGACCAAUCAAUGGGAUUGGGUGCCCGAUUCCGUUGUGUCGGUACAGUCAAAACCAUUUGGGCAAUUGCUCUUGUGACGGCCAACUGUUUUUGGGAGACAAUUGCGACGAGGGCUUUUUCUGCAGUACCAAUAUUCCUGAUCCGUAUCUAUUUGACGGCUGCAGGAAAUCCUGCCUCUCAGGACAGAUUUUAGUCCCGGACAUUCCGAACCGCGAUUGGAGUUGCAAAGACUUGUCCGAGACCAAUUUUCGUUGCUCUGGUGAAUUCAACUUGGAAUGCCCCUCGAACUCAAUUGAUGGGGGUUUAACUUCGGAGGAUUGUAAUUGCUCGAGUGAGAUCAUUGUGAGUGCGGAUUGUCGUGAGUUGCUACAUUGCUCCUCAAAGUUCAACAAUGGCUCCAAAACAGUCAAGUGUGACGAAGGCACCAUUGUAGAGAUCGAUUUGGAAACCCAUUCCUAUGGAUGUACGGAAAACAUCGGAAAAUGCCCGGGCAUGGGUGGAUUUCGGCUGGGAUGUCGAGGUGAAGAUCUUCCCGAACCUCCAGAGCUUAAGUGUGAAUUUUCCAAAAAUCCCUUGGGCCAAUGCGGUGGGUGUGAAGGACAGAUAUUCGUCAAUGAAAAUUGUACGGAAGCCUUUUAUUGUUCCUUUUGGACGCCGGAAGAUGGCCAAGAAGGCUGUCACAAGCAAUGCUCAGGGGGUCAAAUAGUCCAGUUUGAUUUACUAGCUAAAAAUUGGACAUGCACGGAUCGACCCGAGGGUUUUAUUUGCCCAGGAAAGUUUCAGGUGGAUUGUCAGGACAAAGAGGACUUUGAUAUCCAAUGUGGUUGUCCCAAUGAGGUUUGGCUGAACCAGGAAUGCAAUGCAGCCUUCAUUUGCGAGGAAAAGCGCGAGAGUUUAAGCGAUCCAAACCGAGGGAAAUAUGUGUCUUGUCCUCCAGGACGAAUCAUCGAGAUUGACUUUCAGAAUCCUUACAAUUACACUUGUACCAAAAAUGUGGAAAAAUGUCCAGGGUCGUUCCAUUUUGGUUGUGUAGGAGGAGACUUUGGAUCCUUAACAACAUUACCACCUCCAACAACAUCAACAACAACAGACUUGCCCUCGUCCUCAUCGUCUUCCAGGGUCCCAGGAUCCGAACUAAAAACUUUGACCAUUGUAAGUUUGGGCUUAAUCAUUUAUUGGCUUGAUUUCAUUUAAGGACUCGGUAAUAUUAACAUGCAUGUUUGUGUGAAAAUACAUUAAACUUCUUGGUAUCCA
This is a messenger RNA of Tigriopus californicus, 1858 nucleotides long. RefSeq lists its product as uncharacterized. The coding region runs from base 41 to 1798 and encodes 585 amino acids. The record is from RefSeq and is a predicted model, not a curated record. Lineage: Eukaryota; Metazoa; Arthropoda; Copepoda; Harpacticoida; Harpacticidae. The transcript has 3 exons.